AAUUGGGUGCGAGGCUCAAAAGGACUGGAAUACUUACAGGAAGGUCUUCAAGAAUUUGUUGGAGAAAAAGUACUGCAAUGUCGUGAUAAUACCCUUCAAAAGAUAAUAUCAACAUUACCAUCUGGAUCGGCACAACACUGCAACCAGUGUACAGAAAAUAAUCUUUCUCCAGAACAUUUUAACUCUACGAAGGCAUGCAAAAAAGGCACAUGUAGCCAAAAGACCUCAAACAACUGUUUUGGAAGCAAACCAGUCGGACGUAGGAAAUGUCCUGCAAAAGGCAUUUGCAGUAAAUUUUACGACGCAAUUAUAGAUGAGCAUGCAUUUAAAGACCCUUUAUGGAAGAACACAGACCCAAGAACGUGGUGUUCGGAUCCUCAUGGGUGGAGUUAUGCAAAAUGUUUCCAAACAACUAUAGGUCCAGGGACAUCAGCUAAAGAUACAGAUGCUGCUAGUUUGCUGAGCAUUAUUAUAAGCAACAAGUCAAUACAAAACUUUGUGGCCAGUUCUAGUUCGUUUUAUACGGCGCGAAACAUCCGAAAUGAAAUUUUACAUAGCUCAAAGCUUGAAAUCGACGAAACAACUGUGUGUUCCUAUUUGGACGCGUUCAUUGAUGUUCUUCAAGAUCCAAAUUGUCUGAUUAAUGACGAGGCGUCAAAGAAAGCGGUUCAAAAACUAAAACGGUAA
Molecule: messenger RNA, 687 nt
Organism: Ruditapes philippinarum (Manila clam)
Lineage: Eukaryota; Metazoa; Mollusca; Bivalvia; Venerida; Veneridae
Source: RefSeq, a predicted model, not a curated record